Magnolia sinica is the source of this 855-nucleotide messenger RNA. RefSeq names its product probable membrane-associated kinase regulator 6. The transcript has a single exon. The record is from RefSeq and is a predicted model, not a curated record. The coding region runs from base 56 to 724 and encodes 222 amino acids. NCBI's taxonomy places the organism in Eukaryota, Viridiplantae, Streptophyta, Magnoliopsida, Magnoliales, Magnoliaceae.
CUAUUAUAAAUACCUCAUUCCCUCCCUCUUUCUUUUCUCAAUUCCCACUGCUGCCAUGGAAACCUUACAACAACAUCUAGCCAUUGAGAGCUUUUCCUACAGCUGGUUGAUUAACCUGAAACCCUCCUUUGAUGCCCUAGAUGACACCUUUGUUCUUCCUCUUGACAAUUAUGAUGAUGAAUGUUCAUUCAUUGAAAUGGACCCUAAAAUGGCACACUUGAAAAGUGCCACUGAUCAAACCCAAGAUUUCAACUUCGACUUUGUUGCUGCUCAACCUCUAACCUUGGUCCAUGCUGAUCAGAUCUUCGCCGAUGGCCUACUCAUGCCUCUCCACCUCCUAUCCACUUCCAGGAUACAACGCCCAACGUCUGAUCUUUUCAGUCCCAUUUUAGACCCAAUGGACUCACCUGUCUCUUCGGUUGAAUCCCCGUCGCUGCUUCCAAGUUCCAAGCUCGAACCAGCUUCUCUUCGAAGGCGUAGGAGAUUGUCCAGAGGAAUUUUGUGGAAGUGUCUUGGCUUUUUAAGGCCAUUGUAUCGGAAAGUACGGUGGAGGAGGUUGGGUCAUGGAAUGACAGGUUCGAGGACGAGCUGCACUGAGUCAUUGCAAACAACUCCGAGGACAAGUACAGCUUCUUCCACUAGUGGCUGGUGUCACUCCGAUGAGCGGUCGAUUAAUGAGGCUGUUUUGCAUUGCAAGAGAUCAAUUGGAGAGUUGGCAUUAUAGUUUUUUAUUUUUUGUUCCUUUAAUUCCUCUAGGAAACAAAAGGGUUGGGAGUAGAAGAUUAGUCUGCAGAUACUAAUAAUUUGUUAAAUUUUAGAAUGUAUAAAUAAAUAAGAGGUAUUAAAUUUUGAGAA